CCCCGGGGAUCGCGGGGUGUGUGCUCUGCAAGGCUCCUGUGGAAGCUGGAGGACAAAGAACUGAGUAAGCCGUGGCCGGAGGGUGAAACGCAUCUGUACUUGCAGCUUUGCAGCCGCUGCUGUGUGCCCGUGCUUGAAUUUUAAUUAAUCUUUAAUUAAAAUUUGACCCUAAUGAGGCCACAGCUGGAGCGGUGUGUUCAGGACUGGCUCGGCAGUAUAAGAAGGACAAGGAGCUACUGAAGAAGGGUGCAGCUGUGAAGAUGAUGAAGGGUUUGGAGCAUCUCUCUUAUAAGGAGAGACUGCAGGAGCUGGGCCUGGUUGCUCUGGAUAAGUCUGAGGGGUAUCCCAUUAAUGCAUGUAAAUGUCCCCGGGGGUGUCAGAGGAUGGUGCCAGCUUCUUUUUGUUGGUGCCCAGCUGUAGGAUGAGGAACAAAUGGCCAUAAACUAAAAUAAGUUUCAUCACAAUAUGACAGAGAACUCCUUUCUGUGGAGGGUGGCAGAGCACUGGAGCAGGUGCCCAGGGAGGGCCUGGAGUCCCUCUCUGGUCACUGCAGGGGCUGAUCUCAGUCGUGUCCCUUCACAGACCGACUUCAAGGCGGCCGAUGCGGACGUGAGCACGGACCAGGACAUCGAGAAGAACCUGGACAAGAUGAUGUCCGAGCGGGCUUUGCUGAAGGAGCGCUACCAGGAGGUGCUGGACAAACAGAGGCAGGUGGAGAAUCAGCUGCAGGUCCAGCUUAAGCAGCUCCAGCAGCGGAGGGAAGAGGAGAUGAAAAACCACCAGGAGAUCCUGAAAGCCAUUCAGGAUGUUACGAUCAAGCGAGAAGAGACUAAGAAAAAGAUGGAGAAAGAAAAGAAAGAAUUCCUGCAGAAAGAGCAGGAUCUCAAAGCUGAAAUUGAGAAACUCUGUGAGAAAGGCAGAAGGUUGCUGAAGGAGCAGGAGGAGAAGGAAAACAAGAUUGCCUCUCUGAUUGCAGAGCAGUCUGAUGAGAAGCAGCUGUGGGAGAUGGAGCUGGACAAGCUGAAGAACCAGCACAACGAAAUCAACAGGAACAUUCUUGAGGAGACAGAGCGGGCCUGGAAAGCAGAGAUCCUGUCCCUGGAGAGCCGCAAGGAGCUGCUGGUGCUGAAACUAGAAGAAGCAGAAAAAGAAGCAGAGCUACACCUCACCUACCUCAACUGUGCUUGCAGGUCUGCGCCGCCCACGCUGGAGACCAUGAGGCCAAAGCAGGAGUGGGAGAUGAGGCUGAACAGGAUACGUAUGACCAAGCAAAGUGUCCGAGAUCAGUUCAACGACCACAUCCAGAUGGUGAGGAAUGGCACGAAGCUGAGCAGCCUCCCCCAGAUCCCCACGCCGACGCUGCCUCCUCCGCCUUCGGAAACAGAUUUCAUGCUGACGGCAUUCCAGCCCAGCCCAUCCCUGACCCCCCGGCUCCCCUUCCCCAUCGGGCCUGUCCCCGUGCCCAUGGUGAUGCCCAGCGCCGACCCCCGGGCGCUCUCCUUCCCCCUGCUGAACCCCGCCAUGUCCAGGCCCAACCAGCCCUCCCCACCCCUGCCGCAGUCCCAGGGGAGGAGCAGCCCGGUGGUGGCGUCGCUCCUGGGCACGCACAGCCCCCACAUGCCCCCCUCCAUCCCCCCUCCGCCCGGCCUGGGCGUCAGCGUGGCCCCCGACUUCCACCGGCCCCAGCCGGCCGACAAGCUGGAGAAGCUGCUGGAGAAGCUGCUCACUCGCUUUCCACAGUGCAACAAGGCCCAGCUGACCAACAUCCUGCAGCAGAUCAAGACUGCCCGGAGGACCAUGGCCGGCCUGACCAUGGAGGAGCUGAACCAGCUGGUGGCAGCCAAGCUGGCAGAGCAGCAGGAGCGGGCAGCGGCUGGAGCUCAGCCUCUGGGCCGGAUCAGGGCCCCCAUGUUCUCUGCUCCCCUGCCUCAGAUCAGCACGCCCAUGUUCCUGCCCCCGGCCCAGGUCGCCUACCCAGGAGCAGCGUCACACACCCCAGCUGCCUGUAAGCUGUGUCUGAUGUGCCAGAAGCUCGUGCAGCCCGGUGACCUUCACCCCAUGGCCUGCUCACAUGUGCUGCACAAGGAGUGCAUCAAGUUCUGGGCACAAACCAACACGAAUGACACUUGCCCCUUUUGCCCAAGCCUCAAAUGACGGCUGCUGGGACAACGUGGGCCCCUGGGAGGAGUUGCUGUGAAUAGACAGGAUCAGUUCUAAGAUUUCUACAGUUCUAUAUUUAUACGAUCAUGUAUACACAUGUACAUUUUUAUUAUAUAGGUAAUGUGUGUAUAGAAAGUCUGUAAACAUACAAAUUCAUAAAUAAAGUGUGUAUAUUAUGCAGUGA
Onychostruthus taczanowskii (white-rumped snowfinch) is the source of this 2344-nucleotide messenger RNA. It is a transcript of the gene RNF214, whose product is annotated as ring finger protein 214. Gene Ontology annotation, molecular function: ubiquitin-protein transferase activity. NCBI's taxonomy places the organism in Eukaryota, Metazoa, Chordata, Aves, Passeriformes, Passeridae. The transcript has 13 exons. The coding region runs from base 466 to 2154 and encodes 562 amino acids. The record is from RefSeq and is a predicted model, not a curated record.